Molecule: messenger RNA, 315 nt
Organism: Aureobasidium pullulans EXF-150
Lineage: Eukaryota; Fungi; Ascomycota; Dothideomycetes; Dothideales; Saccotheciaceae
Exons: 3
Coding region: 1-315 (104 amino acids)
Biological process (GO): iron-sulfur cluster assembly
Cellular component (GO): L-cysteine desulfurase complex; mitochondrion
Source: RefSeq, a predicted model, not a curated record
AUGAGUUCAUCAGCAAACCAAGUCCGCUCCCUGUAUCGCAAGCUUCUGCGUCAAGGAAACCAGUUCGCCGCAUACAACUUUCGCGAGUAUGCUGUGCGCCGUACAAAGGAUGCUUUCCGCCAGCACGUUGCCGAAUCCGACUCAAGUAAAAUUCAAGAGCUAUUGUCGAGAGGAAACACAGAGUUGCAGAUGUUGAAGAGACAAACCGUCGUCAGCCAGUUCUUCCAGCUAGACAGGCUAGUAGUCGAGGGAGGCAAGACCGGCAAGCAAACCGGAAACAAGGGCGAUAUCGUCAGACAAACCGAGCACGGGUGA